Molecule: messenger RNA, 1353 nt
Organism: Eremothecium gossypii ATCC 10895
Lineage: Eukaryota; Fungi; Ascomycota; Saccharomycetes; Saccharomycetales; Saccharomycetaceae
Gene: SPE1
Product: ornithine decarboxylase SPE1
Exons: 1
Coding region: 1-1353 (450 amino acids)
Cellular component (GO): cytoplasm
Molecular function (GO): ornithine decarboxylase activity
Source: RefSeq, marked provisional
AUGAUUGCCAAGGAGAUUGCACCAGCUCUUGCUCAGGAUCAGCCGGAAGAGGUGAAGCACGAUUCGCUAUGUCAAGCCAGAGAUCAUGUCACUACAGGCUUGGCAGGCUUGGUGGCAACCGAUCCGACUACUCAGAAAACGGGUGCACACGAGCAAGCACACCAGGCCGUGUUUCAGGCCAUGAAGGAGCAUGUGGAACGCGUCAACAAGGAUACGUGCGAUGCCGGCGAGGAAAACUCUUUCUUCGUGUGCGAUCUCGGCGAGGUGGAGCGCCUGCUGCGCUACUGGCGGAGAGAGCUACCGCGCGUGCAGCCCUACUACGCAGUCAAGUGCAACCCCGACGUGCGCGUUUUGGAGAGAUUGGCUUCGUUGGGCGUGAACUUCGACUGUGCGUCGAAGGCCGAGAUUGAGCGUGUGCUGCAGCUGGGGGUGGCCCCGGAGCGCAUCAUCUACGCAAAUCCGUGCAAGGUGUCCUCUUUUAUCCGCUUUGCGGCGGCGCGUGGCGUACGUCAGUCCACAUUCGACAACGUAGAGGAGUUGUACAAGAUCGCACGUUUCCAUCCGGAGUCCCAGCUCUUGUUGCGGAUCUCUACAGACGACUCCACAGCGCAGUGCCAGCUCUCGGCCAAGUACGGCUGCUCGCCCGACGAAGUGGACCCGCUGCUCGCUAAAGUGGCCGAGCUAGGCCUGAACCUAGUGGGUGUGUCGUUCCACAUCGGAUCUGGCGCUUCCGAUUUCUCCAGUCUUACACAGGCGGUCGUCGACGCGCGACGCGUGUUCGACCGUGCCGCGCAUUUCGGGCUGCCAGCACUGCGCGUCCUUGACGUGGGCGGCGGGUUCCAGUUCGACACCUUCCACCAGUCCAGCGCUAUCCUGAACGCCGCACUCGACACGCACUUCCCGCCGGGGUCAGGGGUGGAGCUCAUCGCAGAGCCCGGUCGUUUCCUCGUUGCCACCGCCUUCACCCUAUCCUCCCAUGUCAUCGCGAAGCGUGAGCUGCCCGAGCGCGGUUCCAUGCUUUAUAUCAACGACGGCAUCUACGCAAACAUGAACUGCAUCCUGUUCGACCACUACCAGCCCACGCCGCGCGUCUUGUACCAUGCUGCGGCGUUCCACUACUUCGACACCACAUCGUCCAAGUCCAGGACGGCCGCGUGCCCGCACCGGACGUCGAUCUGGGGCCCCACUUGCGACGGGCUCGACUGCAUCACCGACGAGUACUACCUAAGGUACGACCUCGCCGUCGGCGACUGGCUCUACUUCGCGAACUUCGGCGCGUACACCUCCAGCGCAGCCACGCCCUUCAACGGUUUCGAGGCAGCUGUGGAGGUUAUCUACAUAGACACCGCGUGA